AUGCACACCCCUCCACCGCCGCUUCUCACCGCACCCAUCUCCUUCCCUCCGGCGACCCACUCUUCCAUCUCCAACCACGCCUCACCUUCCUUCCCUUUCCUCUCCAUCCUCAUCCUCGUCGCCGUAAUCUUUCUCAUGUAUGCCGCCUUCUUUGCCAUCAAGUGCCCUCCAAACCCUGUCACCAGGCUUGGCCGGAUCUCCGGCGAACUCGCCGAAAAUCCAAGAACCCACAACCCAAUUGCCAAUAACACGGACCACCUAGUUUCCAGCGUGACAUACAAGGCGGCGCCGCACGGCGGCGAGUGUCCUGUGUGUUUGUCGGCGUUUAUGGAUGGGGAGGUUGUGAGAGAAGUGAACGUAUGUAAGCACUUGUUUCACUCUGCUUGUAUUGAUAUGUGGCUCUGUUCGCACUCUGAUUGUCCGGUUUGUCGGGCUUUUAUUGGCACGAGGAGGUCGAAACCACCACGGCCACCGGCAGCGGCGGCGGACGGCGGUGAAGGUGAUAUCCGGCAAGGCUUGCCUGACUCUGCUAGCUUGGUUUGA
This is a messenger RNA of Camellia sinensis, 543 nucleotides long. RefSeq names its product RING-H2 finger protein ATL79. Lineage: Eukaryota; Viridiplantae; Streptophyta; Magnoliopsida; Ericales; Theaceae. The record is from RefSeq and is a predicted model, not a curated record.